AAACCAAAACCAAACACCAACGUAGUAAUCUCAUAAACAACAUCAUUCUCAUAAUAACACAAAAUCUUCAUGGAAGAACCAACAUUUCUAUUCCCACCCCCUGAUUCCGACCUCGACCUCAGCUUCACCAGCACCACCACUGAACGCACCUUCACCUCCUCAGCACGCACCAGCUUAGCCCGAACAAGCAGCCUUGCUCUUAGUUUCAACGACCGUCUCUCCACCGCCUCCACCGCCGGAGACACCGUCUCAUCCGCUGUCAUCCGCCGUCCUCACCGAAGCUCAGACUCCAACUGGACAGCAAUAAAAGCAGCCACCAAUCUCUCCUCUGAUGGGAGACUUCAUCUCCGUCAUUUAAAGCUUAUCCGCCACCUUGGCUCCGGUGACCUCGGCCGUGUGUUUCUAUGUCGCCUCCGUGACUACGACGGUGCAAAUUUUGCACUUAAGGUUGUUGAUAAAGACCUUCUUACUCCUAAGAAAUUCUCUCACGCGGAAACGGAGGCGGAGAUUCUUCACGCGCUGGAUCAUCCUUUUUUACCGACGCUCUAUGCGCGGAUCGAUGUUUCUCACUACACGUGCCUCCUUAUUGACUAUUGUCCCGGCGGUGAUCUCCACGCUCUUCUACGUAAACAGCCGGGGAACCGACUCACAAUUUCGGCGGCGAGGUUUUUCGCUGCCGAGAUUCUUGUUGCUCUCGAGUAUCUUCACGCGCUUGGCGUGGUAUACCGUGACUUGAAACCUGAGAAUGUACUUCUACGCGAAGAUGGACACGUCAUGCUUUCAGAUUUUGACCUUUGCUUUAAAGCUGACGUGACACCUACUUUCGAAUGUUGCAAAGUUAACAAACACUAUGCGGGUCCCACUUACGGUUGUUUCGGUUGUAACGGAUCAAGAUCUCGCGAUUCUCGAGAGAAAGUCGUUGCUGAUUUUGUUGCAGAACCAACUACGGCAUUUUCAAGAUCGUGUGUUGGGACACAUGAGUAUUUAGCACCGGAGCUUGUUUCGGGUAAUGGUCACGGUAAUGGCGUGGAUUGGUGGGCUUUUGGGGUGUUUAUUUACGAGUUGUUGUACGGAAUGACACCAUUUAAAGGAUGUAGUAAAGAGGGCACGCUACGCAAUAUAGCAUCUAACAAUGAUGUGAAGUUCCACGUAGCGGAGAAUGAAGAGGUAGGGAUGGUAGAAGCGAGAGAUUUAAUAGAGAAGUUGUUAGUGAAGGAUCCUAAAAAGAGGUUAGGGUGCGUCAGAGGCGCGACCGACGUGAAACGACACCCCUUUUUUGAUGGGAUUAAGUGGCCUUUGAUUAGGACCUAUAAGCCACCGGAGGUAAAGGGACUAUUGAGGAGGAAAAAAUCAGAUUUGAUUGUAACAAGUAAGAAAAUUAGGAAAGGGUGGUGGAAGAGGCUUGGAUGUGCAUUGAGAAAUAAAGGAGCUAGAUUUGAUUUACUUUCAAACUAUAGUAAUAAUAAUCAUUAUUGUUACGUUAAUAAUAGUAAGGUUAGGUAAAUGCAAUUGAGCAAUUGUUUAGUUUACAUUUUGAAUGGAUUUGCAGAUCCGGUACAUUCAACAUAGGAUAGUUCAUAGUGUGACUAUAAUUUUCAAUUUUGGGUGUGUAGUUUUUCACGUACCAUACAGAUUCACAGUUUGUAUAUGAAUGAUGAAUCACAAUAUUGAUACAAUCUA
This is a messenger RNA of Medicago truncatula (barrel medic), 1680 nucleotides long. Its product is annotated as serine/threonine-protein kinase WAG1. The record is from RefSeq and is a predicted model, not a curated record. Gene Ontology annotation, molecular function: protein kinase activity; ATP binding. NCBI's taxonomy places the organism in Eukaryota, Viridiplantae, Streptophyta, Magnoliopsida, Fabales, Fabaceae. Gene Ontology annotation, biological process: protein phosphorylation. Bases 70 to 1503 code for a protein of 477 amino acids. The transcript has a single exon.